Molecule: messenger RNA, 1812 nt
Organism: Colletotrichum higginsianum IMI 349063
Lineage: Eukaryota; Fungi; Ascomycota; Sordariomycetes; Glomerellales; Glomerellaceae
Product: Sentrin sumo-specific
Exons: 3
Coding region: 1-1812 (603 amino acids)
Biological process (GO): proteolysis
Molecular function (GO): deNEDDylase activity; cysteine-type peptidase activity
Source: RefSeq, a predicted model, not a curated record
AUGCCGCCAAUCACUUACGACAACAGUCCUCGCAGGCUCAGCGGUGCUACCAUUGUACGCCGCGACAAGCUCAUCGCCAGAAUAUCGACAAUUUGGGCAACCGAAGAAGCUGACUGGCUCCCUCCACACCUCCCCCUUGUCGAACAUACGGAAAUUGGCUUCAAUGCUUUGCAGGAGGGGCCCGACGGCUGCCUGUUCGCCUCCCUGCCGCCACCACCGCACACGGGCAAGCAAACCCUGAACAAGUCAAUGUUAGAAACAGCCAUGGCCCUGCUCAAGGAACAGCUGAAGCUUGAACAAUCACCCGCUACAAGCAAGUUCGAAGAAGUCUCGCAAGAGCUAAACCAGGACAAAACCCCUUUGCAGGACAAUUUCAAACGACACAGCGCCGACAGCGACUAUUCCCCACGUGCCAGUCUACAGCGGGCUGGGUCACCAGAUUCAUGGGACGAAGAGGACGACAGAACGCUUCUAAAUCCUAGCUCCAGAACAACACAGCAAUCUUUAGCCGGUGCCGUUGCCAGGAAGCCGCUUGGUGUACGAACAUUGUCACCUGAAACACCGUCUACUCCCAUCAGCCGACUUUUGAACACACCUUUGGUUAUCCCAGCGUCGACAGGGACGGUGGUACAGGCCGCAAGGCAGCGUCCUGAAGCAGACAAGGCACAGGCCAUGAUGCAAUUGUCUGACCAGGACGCCCGUUUAACGACGUCGACCAUCGAACUGCUCUUGAAAGCGCUGACGUUGCCGACCGAGUUCCACAUCAUGGACCCCAGCUGGGUCAAGCUAGACAGCGGCCUGCCAGAAAGCGUGGUUAUCAUACCAGAGCGACUAGUCAACAAGAAGGUCAUCAUGAUGCCCAUCCACCACGCGUCUGAGCACUGGACGCUAGCAGUGUGGCACAGAGAGGAGAACUGCAUACACCACUAUGAUUCCGUUGAAAGCCAGUCGCGUUCGGACACGCUCAGCAAAUGGGCGAAGCGGUGGCCAUUGCCCCCGACUGCGGAGGCCAAGUAUUGCCCCCAGCAGAGCGACGGUGUAAGCUGUGGCAUAUUUGUAGUCGUCGUCGCCCGGGCACUGCUCAACGGUCACGGGAUCCCCACCCGCAUCGAACCGGCCAAGGAGCGAGCCGAACUUCUCAAUAUGCUUAGAAAUGCCGGCAGCAGCAAUUUGAGCAAUGAAGCGUUCGACAAGAAGGAUCAGCUGGCCAAAGAAAAUCCCCAGAGAGACAGCGCCCUUGGCGCAGCCCCUCCCCUGGCCGCCGCACACCCCGAUCAAACCUCGGUCGCCAGCGCAACGCGACCCGACAAAGCCCUUUUAACAACGCCGGAGAUGAUUUCGCUACUUGCCCGUCAGGAAAUCAGCAGGGAGGCCGAAACGGGAGCCACAAGCCCGUGGGCUUCAUGGAGAGGCGAGAUUCUGGAAACCAUCCAUGAACUCGCGCAAGAGUUACGCGUCAACGAAGACAGCCGCCAAGAGAUGGAGCGGAUACAGGCCCAGAAACAAAAGGCUAGUGAAGCGUUAGCCGCUGAUACAGAGAUGAUGGGAAAUGUCAAGACCCGACUCACUGAAUUCAUGGCCGCGGUGGAUUCGAAUGAAGACCAUGACAUCAACCCAGCAGUCUCGCUGGAAGACUUCUCCGGCGACAUGGUUGAGCAACUCAAAACAAUCAAAAAGAGAAAGGCGAGUUCCUCGACUGAGCUCAAGGAGCUGGAUAGCAAACGGAGACGGGUCGACGAGAUUUGCGAGCGGCGAAGAGAUGCAGUGGUCCUGAUGCGGCAGAGGCUGCUUUCCAGUCGUCGAGGCCAGUGA